CAUUGGACAAGACCUAGCCCCACCGUGACAGCUCCAUUUCUUUACAACCAGACACCGCCUAUACUGCCAAUUGGCCAAGAUGGAAGCAGCUAUUAAGUGAAACCAUUAUCUAUGCCUCUCGAAGACGUGCGCUUACGUGGGGCUACAUCGCCAACUUCUAUGGAUGAAUUUGUGAAUAACCACGCCGUACCCUUUGUUGUUCAUAAAUCCCUAGCACCAUCGCAGGCUGGAAGCGGGGACUCCCACGUUCUCUACCGCACACAUCCGAGAAUCGCCUGGCAAUGAGGCAUAUCUUACUCGUCUCGAAGACCGGUGGUAUGAUCUCUGGAUGAAGCAUCGAGGCACAACCAUCCUGCCGGAUGACGAUCUCAAUAGUGUGACAAACUUCAACCUGAUUCAUCACCUCGAGUUCCUGCGGAGUCAUAUUGACAAGAAUGCUCUGCGAGUCGGUUAUGCCCAACCGCAAGGAAAUUCAAAUGCAGAGUUGAUCAUACCCGAUACCGUGGAUGAUCUUUUAUACAGCUUCGAAGUCAUUGAAGCCGCAACAACUGGCCCAGUGUGGGACUUCAUGUGGAAUGGUGUUGUUGAGGAGGGUCGGGAAAAGCGCUUAACCUCAUUGGCGUUCCUUGAUUCACUUAGCGAUUUGAGUGAAACGCCAGUCGAAGACGUGCUUGCGAUAGCAGAAUCUGCACUGAAGAUGGCACUUGGUACUCCUCUUGAAAACUACAAUGCGGAAGGGGCGUCGACUCUUCUGCGAAGUGCUGCAGAAGAACAUAUAGUCACAUCUGCCACGAAAGGUCUUGUCAGUCGUGGCAUCCUGUCUAAGCUCGUCCGAGAUCAUCAUAGACAAAAACCCGGAAGACAGCUGAAGAUUUCUGACGCGAAUCUAGCAGCUUUGGGGGGAUCUAUCAGUAGUGAUCUAUUCCAGGAUGCUGCAGGGCUCGAAGAAGAUCUCACGGCUGGAGAAAGUGAUACAUGGAGAGAGUGGCCUUUAACUGCGACAGACGGAGACUCGGCAGCUCUAAUCCAGCAUGUGUCCGACAAUAAGGUCGAUUUCAAAGUAGAUACGACUAAUGCUCAAGCCGCACGACCAAUGCUUGACUGGAAUAGUAAGAAAGCGGAUGAUGAUCAAAUCGAAACAUCACUUCAUGUUCAAUUCCGCGAUAUGUCGUUGCAGUCGUCAAGCUCACAGGCGACGCCGGUCAUCCAGUCCAUGGACAUUGAUUGUUUGGUCAGUAACGAGCUGCACACCUCCAAUGCAGUUCACGGACAAGCAGUGGAUGGAUCAGCUGCGUGCUGUCGAAGAGUGACCGAUAAUGGCGUAGUUGAUUGCACUGGGUGUUUGGAUGAGCAGUGGGCUAGUGUCGGCCCGACCUUCAGUGCAAAGGAAAUGGCCAUAGCACAUUCGGUCCUUAGUAUCGUCGGUCAAGCUGGGAGUCAAGGGUCUUCAAAGAUUGCUCUAGCAGAACGUACCAAUACUAGUAUGAAUGCAUUGUUACCGGUUAUCCAGCGACUAGUAGAACGUCCAUUACCGUUGCUGUACUGGGUCGGCUACUCUUGUGCAUACUUGGUAUCUGCAGCGCACAUCAAGACGUGGACAGUGACGUUACCAUCUGCGAUCCUUUUGAACAUUUUCCCGCGACGAUGGAUCGACGUUUCUGGCACCAAGCUUGUGGAGGUUUGGGAAGCAGCUCUGAGAGCCGCUAUAGGAGUUAUAGUCUUCCGACCAGGAAUUUCCCAGGCUGAACUUCGCUGGCGACUUCGAGGGGUAUAUGAUAGACAAGAAGUCUAUGACGUCCUUCAGUAUCUCCUAGAAACUGAGAUUAUCAAGACCUCGAUUGGUAGUCAAAUGGUUCCUGUGCUGGACGAGAGGGAGGAGAAGGAAGUUUUCUACUUCAUAAAUCAGUUGAAGAAGUGGUAUCGUCUCUAAUUGCAUCCCACG
Molecule: messenger RNA, 1942 nt
Organism: Guyanagaster necrorhizus
Lineage: Eukaryota; Fungi; Basidiomycota; Agaricomycetes; Agaricales; Physalacriaceae
Exons: 8
Coding region: 329-1930 (533 amino acids)
Biological process (GO): transcription initiation at RNA polymerase III promoter; 5S class rRNA transcription by RNA polymerase III
Cellular component (GO): transcription factor TFIIIC complex
Molecular function (GO): DNA binding
Source: RefSeq, a predicted model, not a curated record